Messenger RNA from Stegastes partitus (bicolor damselfish), 4740 nucleotides. RefSeq names its product G protein-coupled receptor 146 (gene gpr146). Gene Ontology annotation, molecular function: G protein-coupled receptor activity. The coding region runs from base 355 to 1356 and encodes 333 amino acids. The transcript is spliced from 2 exons. Gene Ontology annotation, cellular component: membrane. The record is from RefSeq and is a predicted model, not a curated record. Lineage: Eukaryota; Metazoa; Chordata; Actinopteri; Pomacentridae. Gene Ontology annotation, biological process: G protein-coupled receptor signaling pathway.
GUAAAGCCUGUAACGGUCGGCCCCCUUUUCUCUGGAUCCAGCCUCGUCCGAAAAGUUGCUGGCUGAAGAGCGUUUCAACUCAAACCCACCGAAACGCUUCUUCUCGCUGUUUUUUUAAAAAUUUUUUUAACGCUUUACGACCGCGCGCGGAGAGACGAAGGGACGUUUUUUUUUUCUCUCUUUUUUUUAAUUGCGUAUUUUUUUUUUUUUUUUAUCCCAAAUGAAACGAGCGAGAAAUGCCAGUGGAAAUGCUAUAUCCAUACCCAAUGCCUCCGUAGGUUCGCCACCGCUCCUUCAAACCUAUACAGCCGUGUCGACCUGUUGAGAGUGCUUGACCAGUGUCAGAUUCCAGCGAUGUGGAUCUGCAUGGUUUACAAUGAGACGGACACCAGUGUGGACUUCCGGCUCUGCCAGGACUUUGGCCUCAUCCUGUCAGUCGUCUCGCUCAUCUACCUCCUGGUGUGCUUCCCAUUGGGGCUGUGCUACAAUGUGCUGCUGGUCGUAGUGAACCUUUCCAACAAGGUCUCCAUGACCAUGCCGGAUGUCUAUUUCGUCAACAUGGCCAUUGCGGGUAUUGUGCUUAACCUGGUGGCGCCUGUGGAGCUCCUGAGCUCCACCUUCACCCGCUGGCAUGCAUGGGAGUACAACAACGAGGUCUACAUCACCCUGCUCAUCCUCUUCAACAUCUCAUCUCUGGUCAUCAUGUAUUCCACCACACUGCUCAGUCUGGACUAUUACAUAGAGCGGGCGCUGCCUCGCACAUACAUGUCCAGUGUGUAUAACACCAAACAUGUGUGUGGGUUCAUCUGGGGUGGCGCAGUGCUCACUAGCUUCUCUUCGCUGCUCUUCUAUGUGUGCAACCACAUCUCCACUAAAAUGGUUGAGUGCUCUAAAAUGCAAAACAAGGAGGCGGCAGACGCCAUCAUGAUGUUUAUUGGCUACGUGGUUCCAGCUGUGGCUGUUCUUUAUGCUUUUGUGCUCAUUUUGCGCAUUAGGAAAGAAUCCACACCUCUGGAUCAGGACUCUGCUCGCUUGGACCCAUCUAUACACAGGUUGCUGCUAGCCUCAGUCUGUGUGCAGUUUGUACUGUGGACCCCAUACUACAUGACCCUUUUGGUGCACACUGUAGCUGGUGCACCGGGGUACAUUAACAAUGCACAUUACUUACCUACCUAUUAUUUCUUGAGAUGCUUGUCUAAACUGCUGGCUUUCUCUAGCAGCUUUGCAAUGCCUCUCAUGUACAGGCAAAUGAACAAAAACUUCUCCACCAAGCUUCAGCGGCUGCUCAGGAGGCUGCAUUGCAGAGACCAGUCUUGCCCUCAUGAACGCUCAACAGUGCAGCAAGUGGUGACGUGAGAGCUCCCCCUGGGAGAUCACAGAUGCCCCUCCUACUCCCCCCUUUCCACCUCUUGGCCUAGCCAGCACUUAUCUCCACCCCCUAUAGAGCCAGUGUCUGACUCUGCUCCCUGACUGCUCUGGACUGUGUUAAGAGCGACAUAGCUAACUGUGGAAUUUCCUGUCACCUUCCAGAACUUGAUCUGAUCUAUCCAGUUUUGCAGUGGGAGGACAGACCAAGCAAAAACCACUAAGUGCUGCUUUUUUGUCACUGAGUAAAGCUCUCCACCAAGACACUUUGGGCUUCUAGUUCAAGGGUGGUAAAUUUGGCACAAUCAUUCAAUAACUACCCAGUGCAGUGUGUUUUUUUAGAGUUCCCCACAGACACUUACAAAAUAGCCUGUUAGCAAGGGACUUCCAAGCACUAUACCAGUGUCAUGGGCGUGGUUUGUGCUGUGAAUGCUCUGCAGACAGCCUGCAAGUUUCACUAAUGCAUGAUUGUCUAAACUUCACUGUAAAGUCUCAUUAUUCUAUGAUGUGAUUUAUUUUUAAACUUUUAUAGUGUUGCAGCACGAUGCUUUCCCCAACACACAAACUGAACCAAUAAGCUAUAAACUUUAAUUAUCAAGUGAAGCCAACUUAUUUUGUUGCUAAACAGAACGCUCUACACCCCUGCACUUAUGGAUUGUGGCUGGUAUAUCAGCGACCCACCACAGCUAAUGAACAUUGCAUGUCAAACCUCCAAACCAGCAUUUUGCUCCGUCAGUGAGUAUCACUGUCGACUGCCCUGAAACUAGAAGCCCCGGUCACUUGAAUUAGAAGACAGUUCUUCUCUUUUUAUUCAGUUCAGCUCAAUUUACCUUUUGCUCAGAUGUGUUGUGAGUGAUUCCUCAUUAUCAGCUUAAGUAAUCUUCACAUUUUAAAGGUGGAGUGAUAAUAACAGUCUCGUACAGAAACUGUAGCUAUUUUCUUUAUCAUGCCAGUGCUGCCCUGUAACUAGAAAUAGGUACUGGUAUGAAGAUAUGUUCUCGUUUCACUUAUAGAUUGUGUUCUGAGGUUUUGAUCCACUCACAUGCACGAUGAAGAGAUUAUUUUUACACGUGUAAAGCUCCACAACAGAUUUCCUCAAAUAGAAAUAUAUAUCACCACACCACUUUGAAGUCACGCAAAACAAAACAAAAUGCUCAUACAAAGCAUGUAUUCAGGGUUCAGACAUAACCGGUUUACCUCUUAUUACCUCUGCUGAAAUAACAUUACCUGUUAACCAUACACAGUUCAAAUCAACUAUUAAAAAUCAACUCAAUAACCUGAACUGAUAGCCUCAGCCCAGUAUGUGAUUUUUUUUUGUAAAGCUGCAUUUUACUUCUGCAGGAAAUAUGCAUGCAGAGCCUCACAUAGGGUCAGUGAAGUCCACACAGGGUCACAGAGAGGGCCCUGAGGAGGUGGCAUGUACAUUCCCUAAAUUUUAUGAGCACUCAUGAAUAGAUGGAAGGUUUGUCCAGUGAAAAUGUGGAGACUCACCGAGUCACUCCAAAGGCAAUAUCAUAAACCUUCUUGAAAAUAUGAAAGGCUCGCCUACCAAGCACCUGUAAACAGUGUGUUUGACACGGAAGAAUUUGAACUGUAAUGCUGCUCAGCCGUAGUAAGGUGAUCUGCACAUUGUUGGCAAAGCUGCUUUGCUUUCUUGCCUGCCACUUAGUAAAAAGUGAACGGACUGUUCUUGUAGUGAUGAACCCCAGUUAUAUGUUGCAAAAUAAAAUCUCGUUCUUGCAUCAGGUCUGUUGCGUCACUGCAUUAGUUUAUUUCCGAUUUGCUUUCUGAAUGAGAGGGCCAGUUUAUCAAUCACCCUGUGAACAGACACACCAGUGAAGUGGGGCAUUCACUUACAGGGAAAUUAAUUGUCUCCUAUGUUUGUGGACAGUUUUCAUUUACACCUUCAAAUAAACAAUUUUGUGUUAAUGACAGCCUGCUAAAAUUGUUGGACUGUUUUCAUGAGUGUGCUUCCACUAAAAAUGGGAACGAUUGCUAUAUGUACUAAUAAUGAUUUGAUAUUUUUUCAUUAUGACAUAGUUGCAUACACACACUCUGUAUGUCUUCACGUUCUAGGAAUAUGUUGUGUCUGCAGCUGAGGCAGUGUCCAACGUUUGAUUUUUCUUCUGCAAAACCCCAACAUGCUUUACACGCAUCUGCCGUCAAUCCGUAGCAAAUCAUUUCAACUGAGUACGCACGUUUACGUUUUGUGCCUCAGUAUGUGCUGCCCCAUUAAAAUCUUGUACAUAUUGUGACACAGUUAAUCAUUAUUUGAGCUUGGUUCAAAGUCCUACUGUUCAUUUAGGAUUGAAAAGGCACAGUGGUGCAUGGUCAGAUGACAAGUAGUUUGAAACGAAGCUUGUGACGAUCAGACGGAGGACGUUUAAGCAACAUUCCUAAAAUGGUGUUCAUUUUUAGCCCCGAAUAGGUGCACUAUAUAUUGAAAGAGGCUCCAAUGAUUAUUUAAUCAAUACGUCCUGGAAAUAGACCUGAAUUAAAGUGAAUAACACAAAUUCUCGUCCCAGUUUUCAUCCAAAUGCAUGUGUUGUUUUGAUAAUAAAAAUAGUUUAGAAGUUUAAUUAUGAUCUGGAGCUAAAUCUGCAUAAAACGACACAAAAUGAAGGACAAUCAAAGCCUAAAUAAGAUCAUUUAGCUGCACCAUGUUGCUAUAAGAAAAAGAAAAAAACACCUGUAAGCAAAACACCAUCAAGUUUACUUGGAGCUGAUUUGUGCAUGUGCCAUUUAAAGUUAGCUGCCGUUACAUACAGAAGGUCUGACUUUUUUUGCCAAGACCUGAUCAGUUUUCCUUAUCCAUUGCCAUACCUCCAUCCAUUAAGCUUUUUUUUGGAACUAUCUCGCCCAGAGACAGGACCUAACAAACUCCUUGGCAGACAUGAUGAUUAGUAAUCACCACGUGGACUUGACUUCAUGAUGUUCACAAAUGGAAAGUAAAGCACCGUCAAAGCUGUAAAUCACACCUAAACUCGAGUUUGGUUUAGCAUUUCAGAGGGGCCUAAAUCUCACAUCAGUGCAAAGACACAUUAUAAUCAUGGAGUUCACUUUAAUAGCUGAAACAGACCGAGUGUAGAAACGCCCUCAACGUUCUCGUGUGUCGAAUGUAUGCAGAUGCAUUUUAGCUCUUUGAACAGCAAAACCUCAAACGUUCAGAUGAAUCCACUUGCGGAUAUGAUGCUUUUGUGACUGUGUAUACAAGUGCAUAUGUAUAAUAUAAAAUAUUCUGUAUAUAUUGUAUGUGAAAGAUUUACAGGAAGAUAUCAUGCUCUUUCAAAAACACAGUAUUAAUUUGUAAGUAAUUACUCUACUGUCAGCUGAGUCAAAGACUGAUUGAACAAUAAACUAAAAUGAAUGAGACCA